AUGAUGUACGAUCACCUCGAACUCAUCGCCAAGCUCACCUCGAAAAAGAAAGUAAAAGAAGCGUCCCCGCCAGUCCGUGAAGAUUCUACCCAACGACUAGGACACAGCAGGAUACCAUCAAAUAUUUCAUUGCUGAUCCAUCGGCGAUGGUAUUCUCCAAACCAUCAGCGGACUAUGUUAGAUCAAACAGGGCCCGGGCGUAUUAGGUACGAUGCGUCAAGACAAAAGAUUUUGGAUGCUGUUAAUGCCAGACUGCCGCCAUGCAGGCGGAUAGACAGUACCCAGUUGAUGAAGCAUCUUGAGUAUGCCCGGAAAGUGACUCGUGAUAAGAUCCAAAACGAGAUGACCUACGCGACACCGAAAAAAAUAGCAUAUGACUUUUUAAUGAAGGCCGAUGGGGCAGAUGAAGCGCCCAUGGAAGAACCGAGUUUUUCCGAGGAUCAAAAGCCCUCCGUUUCACCAGCAAUCGAAAAUGAUACCUACGACGAUGAUAUGGAUUCGCAGGAUGCUGUCCUAGACAAUUAUGAUCCAAUUUCAACAAAUUCCAACGAUCUUACCCAAGUCCUGGAACGCUUCUUCAACGGUCUGCAGAUCCGCCCAAUGAAGUUCCCGAAACGUCCGAAG
Mesorhabditis spiculigera is the source of this 624-nucleotide messenger RNA. Lineage: Eukaryota; Metazoa; Nematoda; Chromadorea; Rhabditida; Rhabditidae. The record is from the annotation of a GenBank genome assembly.